AUGGAUCAGCUCCUAUCAAUUCUAAAGGAGACGCCUCCUCACACCCUACUGGCAGCCUUCAUAGGACUAAUCAUAUUCGCUUUCUAUGCUCUCUACGCCGUCCUCCACCUCAUAGCACCCAAACCCCGCGCCGUCCUCCCCUCCGAAAAGACCUAUACAUCUACAACCCCAACCGGCACCGAGCGCCGCCAACUCCCAUGCUGGCACGACCGAUGGCUAGCCGACCGUCACGCAAGCGAAAUCCGCACCCUUAACGACGACCCCACACAACCCUCCAUCGCCGACACCGGGUCCAUCGAGCCUGCCGAAGUGCGCAUGAGCGUCGUAUUCCCGGCCUACAACGAAGAAGACCGGAUCCUUCCCACCUUAAAAGAAGCAGUCGAAUACCUCGAUGCGACGUACGGCCGUUCCCCACGCUCGAACCCGAAGACACGUACCGCGGGAGGUUCUACUCGUCGGCACGUUAAGAACGCGCCUAGGGAGGAUGUGGCUGGGUAUGAGAUCCUGAUUGUGAAUGAUGGGAGUAAGGAUAAGACGGUACAAGUUGCGCUGGAUUUCGCGCGAGAGCAGGGUUUGCAUGAUAUUCUCCGCGUUGUUACGCUCGAGCAUAAUCGUGGGAAGGGUGGUGGUGUGACGCAUGGUUUGCGCCAUGUACGUGGGGAGUACGCACUUUUUGCAGACGCGGACGGCGCCUCGCGAUUCAGCGACUUGGGCAAGUUGGUUGAGGGAUGCGAGGAAGUCGUUGAUGGCGGAGGACGUGGUGUGGCGAUUGGUAGUCGGGGACAUCUUGUGGGCAGUGAGGCCGUAGUCAAGCGCUCGGCUCUGCGCAAUUUCCUUAUGCGCUCUUUUCACCUCGUCCUCAUGAUCUUGACGCCCCCCGCUACUUCACGUAUUCGCGACACCCAAUGCGGAUUCAAACUCUUCUCACGCUCUGCUCUACCGCACAUCGUCCCAUAUAUGCAUGCCGAGGGUUGGAUCUUCGAUAUCGAGAUGCUUAUGCUGGCCGAGUCGGCCCCCGCUGUGCCGGUCCUUGGUCAUGAUGGCGCAAUUAUUGGCAGUAGCCCUGGUAUCAAGGUCGCCGAGGUGCCUAUUGAUUGGCACGAGGUCGGUGGGAGCAAGUUGAAUGUUAUUCAAGACAGUAUUAAGAUGGCCGUUGGUCUAGCGGUCUUACGUGCUAGCUGGAUGAUGGGUGUAUACCGCAGACGAUUGACAUGA
This is a messenger RNA of Hypoxylon trugodes, 1215 nucleotides long. Its product is annotated as glycosyltransferase family 2 protein. Gene Ontology annotation, cellular component: endoplasmic reticulum membrane. The record is from RefSeq and is a predicted model, not a curated record. The coding region runs from base 1 to 1215 and encodes 404 amino acids. The transcript is spliced from 2 exons. NCBI's taxonomy places the organism in Eukaryota, Fungi, Ascomycota, Sordariomycetes, Xylariales, Hypoxylaceae.